CCUCUUCUUCUUUGUCUUGAUUCCAUUCUUUUUUAGCCUCCAAAGUCAGACAUCAAUACCUUAUUCAAAACAAGGUUGAUAAGCCCCACAUAAGUUUCACUCAAUCCCACUGCGAUUCUUUCUAACUCAUAUAUCAUACGUCUCCUUCACAAAAACCAAACAUGUCUGAUCAAUCUUCAACAACUAGUUGGUUCUUUACCUACACAAAGAUACGUUUCUUCACCAAAAUCAGACGAUUCCUCCUCCUCAGAACUGCCAAGAAACAGUAUAAAGCACCGGAUCACUCAGAAAAAUUGAGGGAUUUAAGUAGCGCGAGUAAGAAAGAAGGGAAGAUAGAAAAAGAAGGGAUGGAGAAAGAGAAUGACCAAGAUGGUUGGGUGGUUUUGCAAAGGUCUGUAAAGGGACUUCAUUUUGGGAGGUGGGAAGAAAAAGAGUUGGCAGCUAAGGAGAUUAAGAGAAUAGCAAAAGAAGAUUUGAAGACAAGGAAAUCAAUGGGUGAGCUUGGAAUUAUACAGCCUUUGGUUGCUAUGAUCGAAUCAGAGGUGGUGGAGAGGCAGAGAUUAGCAGUUCAAGCCUUAAUUGAGCUAGCAAAUGGCUCUUUCACGAACAAGUUGCUCAUGGUGGAGUCAGGAAUCUUAUCAAAACUGCCCAAAAAAAUAGACCUAUUAGAUGAAUCAGCAUUUCAAGAUUUUGCACAUUUGCUCUCGUCUUUGUCAUCCCUAUCAAGCAUUCAAUUCCCUGUCUCUUCAGCAAGAAUUAUUCCUUUUGUAGUCUCCAUUCUUGAUUCAUGUUCAAGUAUCGAGACAAAAAUAUCAUGCUUGGGGACCUUGUACAAUCUGUCCUCAGUACUAGACAAUGCUGGCAAUUUAGUAGCAAGUGGGGUGGUUAAUACUCUGCUGAGGCUGUCUUCAGUAGGUGAAGCGUCAGAAAAAUCCCUUGCAACAUUAGGAAAUUUGGUGGUGACUUCGACCGGGAGGAAGGCAUUGGAAAGCAGUCCGAUGGUGCCAGAAAAUUUGAUUGAAAUUCUGGCAUGGGAGGAGAAACCAAAAUGUCAAGAGUUAUCGGCAUACGUUUUGAUGAUUUUAGCCCAUCAGAGCUCCGUGCAAAGACAGAAAAUGGCCAGGGCAGGAAUAGUACCUGUCCUUCUUGAAGUAGCUUUGUUAGGGAGCCCUUUGGCUCAGAAAAGAGCUCUGAAGCUAUUGCAGUGGUUCAAGGAUGAGAGGCAAAAGAGAAUGGGGCCUCAUUCAGGGCCACAGGUGGGAAGAUUGUCGAUUGGAUCGCCUGUAAAUAAAAGGGGUGUUGAUGAAGGGAAGAAAUUCAUGAAGAAUAUUGUGAAAGAAAGCUUGUACAAAAAUAUGGAGACGAUCACUCGAAGAGCCAAUGGUGCUGGAAAUUCUUCAGGGUUAAAGGCCUUGGUAUUAAGUUCGAGUUCUAAAAGUUUGCCUUAUUAAGGGGUUUAUGCAAAGGUCGAUUAUUGUUUUCCUUCCGCUAGGAUAGUAUACUGUUAUCAGCAAUUCCCCUAAGAAUGGGACAUGAGGGAACUUUUCUAAGAGAAGAAAAGGAUAAAGCAUCAGCUCCCAUGAGAAUACACUCUUUUGAGAAGAGCUUCAGUCUCUUUUUGCCUGUAGAUAAGCAACCUGAGGAUAUUAACCUUUUGUCUUUAAAGAGUCCAACUUUGAACAGGAAAAAUGUG
Coffea eugenioides is the source of this 1693-nucleotide messenger RNA. RefSeq names its product U-box domain-containing protein 7-like. The transcript has 2 exons. The record is from RefSeq and is a predicted model, not a curated record. Bases 162 to 1451 code for a protein of 429 amino acids. NCBI's taxonomy places the organism in Eukaryota, Viridiplantae, Streptophyta, Magnoliopsida, Gentianales, Rubiaceae.